GCUUUGAGAUGAUGCUUCAUUUGGAAUGGUCCCUUUAUUCGGCAGUUCGGAUCAAAUGACGCAUUUCUCUCAUGUCAGCACCCGUCUAUCUUUAGCACUGAUUCUUUUUUGGAGCCUUUAUAGCACUCUCGCAGGCUUUAGGACAGCGACGACCCUCGCACUGCUAUUUAUGUUUUCCGAUCCUGAGAUUGUAUAAAAUCCCCUGCGUCAGUCAUCGUUCUUCUCACUGCCCAUCUCUUCCGCAAUGAGCUCAGACGUUAUCACUCGCCAGUUGGACUCCAAGUUCUACGCACUGGAAGAGGACGAAGCUGCGUUCUUUAAAGCUCAAACUGGAAUAGAAGAUGAAGAUGCCCUCAAGCAUCACAUCUUGACAAUCCAGGAGGAAGCGUACAAGGUGCACCCUUAUUCGUGCAUCCGCCGGUUUGGCUUUGCAAAGUUGAAGAUUUCGAGGCUGCCGUACUACCAACAGCUAUUGAACCUCGGAAAAGAUCGCAAGGGGGCAGUCUAUGCCGACAUCGGAUGUUGCUUCGGCAAUGACCCCAGAAAGGCGGUCGUAGAUGGCUAUCCCGUAGAGCAAGUCAUAGCCUCCGAUUUACAUCCUGAGUUUUGGGAACUCGGACAUAGGCUCUUCAAGAGCACAGCUGAAACAUUCCCUGCACGCUUCAUCCCUGCAGACAUCUUUCAGUUGAAAGGGCUCACAAAGGAAGACGCCCCUUCCUCCAUCCCGGAACUUUCCCAGGUACAGUCUUUAGCUGAGCUGCGAGGAAACAUUUCCGCCAUUCAUACCUCGGCAUUCUUCCAUCUCUUUGAUGAAGAAGGACAGUUCGAAAUAGCAAAGAUUAUGGCGGCGCUGCUGUCAUCGGAGCCCGGGUCCAUGAUCUUUGGAUUACACAAUGGUCUGCAGGAGAAAGGAUUCCGCACCAACUUUGGCCCGAACCGUCGCAACGUGUUCUGCCACUCACCUGAGAGUUGGCGGUCGCUCUGGGAUGGCGAGAUAUACCCCAAGGGUACUGUUCACGUUGAUGCUUUCUUGCAUGAAUAUAACCAUCCUGAGACGAUCGAUUCUGGCGUCAAAUUAUACCUCCUCGUUUGGUGCAUAACGGUUUUGUGAACCAGAUCUGCUGAAUUUGUAUAAUACUGUACUAGCUAGAAGGAAAUUCGAUCUUGUGAACAACGCCCG
Messenger RNA from Desarmillaria tabescens, 1180 nucleotides. RefSeq lists its product as uncharacterized. The transcript is spliced from 5 exons. The coding region runs from base 245 to 1111 and encodes 288 amino acids. The record is from RefSeq and is a predicted model, not a curated record. Lineage: Eukaryota; Fungi; Basidiomycota; Agaricomycetes; Agaricales; Physalacriaceae.